Molecule: messenger RNA, 1825 nt
Organism: Calypte anna (Anna's hummingbird)
Lineage: Eukaryota; Metazoa; Chordata; Aves; Apodiformes; Trochilidae
Gene: C4H8orf48
Product: chromosome 4 C8orf48 homolog
Exons: 8
Coding region: 412-1023 (203 amino acids)
Source: RefSeq, a predicted model, not a curated record
CCAGGGAACCGGCCUUCCCCCGGCCUUCCCCCGGCCUUCCCCUCAGGCGCAGCGCGGCGGGGAACGGACUCGGGGCUGAGAGGCUCCCGCUUCCCGCUCCCCUCACCCGGAGCCCGGGCGGGACCUUUCCUGCUCACCUCGGCUGAAGCCCGGAGUCUUUCCCGCUCCCCUCAGCCGGAGCUCGAGGGGGCCCUUCCCGCUCCCCUCGGCCGGAGCCGCCUCCCCUUGGGACAAAAUCUAAGCAGAACAAGGAGGUUUUGCAUUUCUCAGUGCUGAGACAGUCAACAAUCUGAAACUCUGCACCAUGGCAACUGGAGUUAUAAAGUGGUGGCAGUGAGAGGGUGACCCAGCUGAACUGUCCCCUCUUUCUCAGGGCCUUUGGAGUUGGCAGCCCCACACCACCCAGAAAAAAUGCACUGGGAGCAGUCUGAAGGAGAGGAUUCUGCAGCUGCAGGAAGAGAUGUGAUGGGAGAAUGGAUUGGUCUGGAAAAUGAAGAGGCCAGAGUUAAGCAAGACAAGUCUGACAGCAGAACUCAUGCUGAAAGGACUGAAUUAUCAGGCAGAGAACUGGAUGCUCUUCAGUCUUUUUGCACUGUGAAGAUAAGAAAAAUGCAACAGCAGCUGAUCCCUGAGCAGGGAAAUGGUGGCCAACCAAGAAAGCUGCAGGAUGGAGCCAUGGCACAGAAACCACAGCCAAGUGACCUGAACUGCACUGUUCCUGAGCAGCUCAUGAACAGACUUCACCUGAUAAAUAUCAGAGAGACUCUGAAACAGGUGGCAGAAGCUCAAAUCCAUGAUUCUUCUGUGUGCCCUGACUGUCAAGAGAAGAAAGCAGAGUUGGCCAAGAUCUCCUUCCUCAGACGGAAGCAGUUUCUCCUGAAAAGUGCUUUAACCCAACAGAAACUGGAAGAGCAGAUGUAUUCCAGAGAUGUGCUUACACUUCUGGGAGAAGCCCUCAGAAGCCUUCCCAAACCUUCAGAGGAUCCCAGGAGCUUAUGGCAAAGGCUGAAAGAGCCACUUUGAUCAGCUUCCAAGAAGAGGAACUGAACCUGUUUAUUCGUCUUGGGAGCUGGACACAAAAGUUUCAGUCUGGUGGCACUGGGGACAAGGCUUUGGUGCUGGGAGCGAUUGUGUUCCCUGCGAAGCUGUUACCUGACACAGCACCCAGGUCCUUCCUCAGGAAAAACCUGGACUGGAGCUUUCAGUGCAGUUACUCCAAAUCAUACAUCAGAAGAACACCCAGCGUGUUCUUCUGGAGCAUUCUGAAAUGUUCCUGCAUUCUUCCACUUGUGGUUUUGUUACCAUUCAGUAGGAUUUUCAAGGAGCGACUUUCUUGUCUCCACUCGGUAAGAACCCAGCUGGACUUCUGAAUGCCACUGUGUUUAAAAAAUGUGGUUUUAAUUUUGUGAGCACACACAUUAAUCUCACGAGCACCACGUUUGUGUUUUUAACCAGCUAGGUAACUGCUUUUUCCUCCCCAGCUGAUUGGGAAUCUUUGCCUGCACUGCCAGCAGGAUGAUGGGGAAUGGAAUGAGGGGGAGCUUGAACCCUCUGCCAGCAAGGUAUGGGGUCCUCUAGCUUUCAGAUUACCUGCAGGGUUGAUUCAGGGCACCUUAAAAAUAAACCAAACCAUUUUCCAGCUUCUGGGCGUGAUUAUUCACUGCUUAUUUAUUCAUAAUAAAUAUGGUUUUGUAAUAAAAUAGUGCUGUUUGCUCUCACAUAGACCAGUGUGUAUGAUCCAUAAAUAUGUUCGUAAAAUAGAUCUGUAGCAUGUAACAGAACCCUUCAGAAUAUUCUGUGAAAAUUCAUGGGUUUAGUUGAUAUA